Molecule: messenger RNA, 447 nt
Organism: Trichosporon asahii var. asahii CBS 2479
Lineage: Eukaryota; Fungi; Basidiomycota; Tremellomycetes; Trichosporonales; Trichosporonaceae
Exons: 3
Coding region: 1-447 (148 amino acids)
Source: RefSeq, a predicted model, not a curated record
AUGAUCAAGGCUCUCGUCGCUCUCACCUUUACUGGUGUCGCCAUGGCGGCACCCUGCCCCUCGACUUUCCGCAUCCACCCCGAGGGACACGAUGACUAUUGCGUCACUGUCGCGAAGACCACGGACAAUCCUGGCCCGGCCUACGUCUCUGGAAGUUCGAAACUCCCCCUGGCACAACAGACAUGCACCACAUCCGCACCGCCGAUGCCGCCGCAGGGCAGGGCUCAUGUCUUGCCGCUGAGAUCUGUGAGACGGCUUUCUCGAUUCGAAGAGCUAACAGCAGACCGCGUCGAGGGUGCGUACAACGGUCGCCAGCUUGCGCUUUCUGGAUCUGUCUGCUUCGAUGUCCGCGACGGCAACGUGAACGGCGGCGCUCUGCAGAUUUGGUACUGCACCGACGGCAACACCAACCAGAUGUGGAACUUGGAGAGCUAUGGCACCCACUAG